UCUCGGGUCGCAACUCGCAAUACAGAGUACAGACAGGGGAGCGAUAUGGACCCGGCCGGCGCGGGGAAGGCGACGGCGGCGGCGGCUGUGUGCGUGACGGGCGCGGGAGGCUUCAUCGCCUCGUGGCUCGUCCGGCGCCUCCUCGCCGGAGGAGACUACGCGGUGCAUGGCACCGUUCGUGAUCCCAGCGACCCCAAGAAUGAUCACCUGAGGACGCUGAACGGCGCCGGCGAGCGGCUGCGGCUGUUCAAGGCCGACGUGCUGGACUACGCGAGCGUGGCGUCCGCCGUGGCCGGCUGUGCCGGCGUCUUCCACGUCGCAAGCCCCUGCCCCGCCGUCAAAUCCACGAACCCCGAGGUGGAGCUGCUUGCCCCGGCGGUGGCCGGCACGCUGAACGUGCUCCGGGCCUGCCGCGUGGCCGGCGUCCGCCGCGUCGUGGUGGUGUCGUCGGUCGGCGCGAUCUUCAUCAACCCCAACCCGCCCGAGGGCCCCACCAUGGACGAACACUGCUGGUCGGAUGAGGAGUACUGCAGGGCCACGGAGAACUGGUACUGCCUCUCCAAGACGCUGGCCGAGCGCGAGGCCUGGGCGUACGCAGAGAAGGCCGGGCUAGACGUGGUGACCGUGUGCCCGCCGCUGGUGUUCGGGCCUCUGCUGCAGCCCACGGUGAACACCAGCAGCUUGUUCCUCAUCAGAUACCUGAAAUGCGACGGCGUGGACGCCAUGGACGACCGGGUGAGGAACAUGGUGGACGUCAGGGACGUCGCCGACGCCCUUGUGCUGGCGUACGAGAGCCCGGAGGCGGCCGGCCGGUACAUCUGCAGCGCGCACGCCAGGAAGGUGUCCGAAAUGGUUUCCGUCAUCAGGAGCCUGCAUCCGAACCUCAACUGCGCAAAAAAGUUCGUUCAGCUGGUGGGAGAUGAGAAGGUGUUCAGCACAGAGAAGCUGCAAAGGCUGGGGUGGAAGUUCAGGACGUUGGAGGAGACGAUGAAGGACAGCGUCGAGUCCUACAUGUCUGCAGGCAUACUCAGCUGAGCAUGGCCCAAGGUUGCGCGCGGAGCGUAGCCAGGUGGGCAUUUUGUAUCCUAAAGAGCACUGCGGAUGUGGCGCUAGUUUCAGUUCAAGGAUCGCACGGUAGCUAAUGCGAAUGCGAUGAUCAAACGGUGGUGUGAAAUUGUAUUGAUCAAACUAGUGUCACAAAUACCGCAAUUGCUAUAUGUAAGUUGACUAAAUUUGCGAUUU
Molecule: messenger RNA, 1242 nt
Organism: Triticum dicoccoides
Lineage: Eukaryota; Viridiplantae; Streptophyta; Magnoliopsida; Poales; Poaceae
Product: cinnamoyl-CoA reductase 1-like
Exons: 6
Coding region: 46-1035 (329 amino acids)
Molecular function (GO): oxidoreductase activity, acting on the CH-OH group of donors, NAD or NADP as acceptor
Source: RefSeq, a predicted model, not a curated record